Caenorhabditis elegans is the source of this 2749-nucleotide messenger RNA. RefSeq names its product Heparan sulfate N-sulfotransferase 1 (gene hst-1). Gene Ontology annotation, molecular function: heparan sulfate N-sulfotransferase activity; catalytic activity; hydrolase activity. The transcript is spliced from 9 exons. Gene Ontology annotation, biological process: heparin proteoglycan biosynthetic process; heparan sulfate proteoglycan biosynthetic process. NCBI's taxonomy places the organism in Eukaryota, Metazoa, Nematoda, Chromadorea, Rhabditida, Rhabditidae. Gene Ontology annotation, cellular component: Golgi membrane. The record is from RefSeq and is marked reviewed. Bases 22 to 2580 code for a protein of 852 amino acids.
AUAAAUGUUGCAAGCUGUACGAUGAUAAUAACCCCCUACCUCAAUCGUAAAAUUACAAGACCGCUAAAAUGGAUUUUAGCGUUAAUUUUCUUAUAUUUGAUUUAUAUAUGCUUAUUUUCCAACAAUUCGAAGCCACCAAAACCAAGAAAAAAGCCAAAACUUGUGGAAAAUUACACGUGUCCGUUUGCAAGAACAGAGGGCACUGCCAGUGAAAAUCUAUUUUUCCACACUAACAAUGGAACCGAUGCACGAAUUUUAGUAAUUCUGGACUCACUUUUUUCGAGACAUGGAAAAACGAUAAUUCAAAUUUUGAACUCUCAAAAACUACAGUUCAAGGCAGAAGCUGUUUCAAAAAAUCUCCCAGUGCUAACUACAUCACGAAGAGGGAGAUAUUCGCUUAUAAUAAUUGAGAAUUAUUAUAAAUAUUUGAAUAUGGCACAAUGGAAUCGCCAAUUAUUGGAUAAAUAUUGCAAAGAAUAUCGAGUUCCCAUGUUUUCAUUCAUGUCGAGUAAACCGAAUGACCAACUCAAGCGGAUAAAAAUCAAGGGAAGUUCACUUUGGAUGUGGCAAAAUCAACGAAUUCAACGACUCGCCGUCACUCCAUCCAUAAUUCACAGAAUCUCUAAAAUAGGAAACUAUCGGCAAUUUUCUUCAUCAGAUCCAGCCGAUUGGAUAUUAUUUGAAACAUCCGAAAAGUUCGAAUCAGUUCUAUCUGGAACAGUAAAGAGUGGUUAUGAGAGAGCAGUAGUUGUUAGAGACAAAGGAUUAGAAGAUGGCGUUGAAAGAAUAAUUUUUGGAAGAAAUUUGACAGAUUUUCAAGUUAAAAUCACAUUUCUGGAUGCUUUAUGGUGGGCAAUGGGUAACCAGAAAAGCUUCACACUGGAUAGAUUUGUACAAGUAGACAUCGAUGAUGUAUUCGUAGGUGCCCAGGGAACUCGGAUAGUAGAAGAAGAUGUGCGAAAAUUAAUUUCAACUCAAAAAGAAUUUCGAAAUUAUGUUCAAAAUUUCACAUUUAUGCUAGGAUUCUCGGGGAGUUAUUUUCGAAAUGGAGAUGAUUUGGAGGAUCGUGGAGACGAGUUUCUCGUUGAAAAUGCUGAAAAGUUCGUGUGGUUCCCACAUAUGUGGAGGCACAAUCAUGCUCAUGAACAUAAUUUCACGUAUCUAGAAGCUAUAAUGGCUCAGAAUAAACUCUUUGCGCAGAAUAUGCACCUUCCUGUUGACUAUCCGUAUGCGAUUGCUCCGCAACAUGAUGGUGUAUUUCCAGUUCACGAGCAAUUAUUUAGAGCGUGGAGAAAAGUUUGGAAUGUUUCUGUAACUGCAACUGAAGAAUAUCCACACUUCAAACCAGCAACAGCUCGAAAAGGUUUUAUUCAUGCUGGAAUACAUGUUUUACCCCGGCAAACAUGUGGAUUGUACACUCAUACUCAACUGUUUGAUGAAUAUCCAGAAGGAUUUGAUAAAGUUCAAAAAAGUAUUGAAGGAGGAGAUCUUUUCUUUACGAUUCUAUUAAAUCCGAUUUCGAUCUUCAUGACCCAUCAACAAAAUUAUGCUUAUGAUCGUCUGGCUCUGUAUACUUUUGAAAAUCUAUUUCGAUUCAUAAAGUGCUGGACGAAUAUUAAACUUAAAUGGCAAGAUCCUCUGACGUCAUCUCAGCUGUACUUUCAAAAGUUUCCUGAUGAAAGAACUCCUCUGUGGACGAAUCCUUGCACCGAUCCACGUCAUCAUGCGAUUCUUCCUCCAUCUAUCAACUGCACUAAGAAAUCAUUGCCUGAUUUGUUGAUUAUUGGACCUCAGAAAACUGGUUCUACCGCGUUGGCAAGUUUUCUAUCUCUUCAUCCAAAUACUUCACAAAAUACGCCAGUCCCUGGUAGUUUUGAAGAAGUUCAAUUUUUCGGUGGUCAAAAUUAUUUGAAAGGCGUUGAAUGGUAUAUGUCAAACUUUCCCAGCUCGUCUACAGUAACCUUUGAAAAAAGUGCAACAUAUUUCGAUAAUCCAUCGGCGCCGAAACAAGCCGCUUCCCUUGUUCCACAUGCAAAAAUAGUGAUAAUUCUUCAAAAUCCUGCACAAAGAGCUUAUUCGUGGUUUCAGCACAUCCUUGCCCACGAAGAUCCAGUAGCCAUUACUGCUGGUUCAUUGGAAGUUAUUCUUGAUUCAAAUUCCACUUCAUCGAAAAAAGUACGACAGAGGUGUAUAUCUGGUGGACGAUAUGUUCAUCAUCUGACAAAGUGGCUCGAACAUUUCUCUUUACAACAAAUGAUUUUUGUAGACUCUGAUGAGUUGAAGAUGAAGCCACCAACGGUACUCAACUCUUUAUCAAAAUGGCUUGAUCUACCGGAAUUUCCAUUUGAAACCUACAUACGCUAUAGUCCUUCAAAAGGAUUUCAUUGCCGUUUGUUGGAUGGAAAAACCAAAUGUUUGGGAGAAAGUAAAGGUCGAAAGUAUCCGGAAAUGCCUGAAAAUCUCCGUCGCAAACUGGAUAAAAUCUUCUCGCUAGACAACUCGGCACUUUAUAAAUUUUUACGAAAAAACAGACUGAAAAUUCCCACGUGGCUUGAGGAAUCGGUUAGAAUUCGUGCAUAAUUUACACUACUUUUUCUUGUACUUUGCCAUAACUGCUUGCUCAUUUUUGUAACAAAUGCCUGUACCUAUUGAUCUUUCGCUUGUUUAUUUUUUAAUACGGGUUUAAAUUUUUUAAACAAAAAUUGAAAUUUUUCCCGUGGAAAAAUCUAUAAAUAUACAAUGUAAAAUC